Molecule: messenger RNA, 525 nt
Organism: Zophobas morio
Lineage: Eukaryota; Metazoa; Arthropoda; Insecta; Coleoptera; Tenebrionidae
Product: acyl-coenzyme A thioesterase 13-like
Exons: 3
Coding region: 16-480 (154 amino acids)
Molecular function (GO): fatty acyl-CoA hydrolase activity
Source: RefSeq, a predicted model, not a curated record
GUGACUAUAGUAUUCAUGGUACAAUCUAACCUUACUUUGUUAUCAGUGAGUAUAAACAUGGCUCAAAAGAAACUAGAUCUUGCGGCUCUUACCGGCUUUUUGGACAAGUGUGAAGGGCUUGAGAAGAUUUUCAAGGACAAGAUGGUAGUUCAGGAACUUGGCGACGGCAAAUGUAUAGCUGAACUAAAGGUUGACAAGAGCUUCCUGAACCCCCUAGGUGGACUACAUGGUGGCGUUUCAGCCACUUUGGUGGAUUGUAUUUCCACCUAUGCCCUCAUGUCUCAAACGGGCGUCCCUGGAGUUUCCGUGGACAUUCACUUAACGUACUUGAAAGGAGCCCGACUUGAUGAUGUUGUGGUAGUUGAAGGUAGGGUCGAAAAAGUUGGCAAGACUUUAGCGUUUGUGGAGGCGGAAAUAAAACACAAAGCCACUGGAGAGGUUCUAGUGAAAGGAUUACACACCAAGUUUGUAGCAGCAUGAAAUUUUGGGUCUUCAGUUAAAUAAAAGUUAGGUUAGGAGCAACAA